AUGGACCCUUUUCUUUACACACCAGAGAAGUCCUCACAGUACCACCCUUGGAGUACCCUCCAUUCGGACCCCCAUACACGACAACUCCAUCGUACUCCGCGUGGAGACGCCAACUCCGAUCUUCAACUCGAGAGGAUCAACGUCUAUUACAAUGAGGCUUCCGGCGGCCGGUACCUCCCUCGCGCCGUCCUCAUGGAUCUUGAACCCGGUACCAUGGACAGCAUCCGAUCCGGUCUGUACGGCCAGAUCUUCCGCCCUGACAACUUCGUCUUCGGCCAGUCCGGUGCCGGCAACAACUGGGCCAAAGGUCAUUACACCGAAGGUGCCGAGUUGAUCGAUUCCGUUCUUGAUGUUGUUCGCAAGGAGGCCGAGAUGUUAAAGGUAGCUGGCUUGCCUCUCACCACUGGGUCAGGACCUCAUGCAAGUUCAGAGUGCACUACAAGGAACCCAUUUGUGUCUACUGAGCAAAUGGAGGACAUGUCAAUCAUAUAUCCAGACGGAAUUAUUGAAGAUGUUCUAGUAAAGGUUGAUACACUUAUAUUUCCGGUUGAUUUUCUAGUUUUGGAUAUGGAAGAAGAUUCUGAUACAAAGCUAAUUUUGGGCCCCCCAUUCUGA
Messenger RNA from Prunus persica (peach), 615 nucleotides. Its product is annotated as tubulin beta-4B chain-like. NCBI's taxonomy places the organism in Eukaryota, Viridiplantae, Streptophyta, Magnoliopsida, Rosales, Rosaceae. Gene Ontology annotation, cellular component: microtubule; cytoplasm. Gene Ontology annotation, molecular function: structural constituent of cytoskeleton; GTPase activity; GTP binding. The coding region runs from base 1 to 615 and encodes 204 amino acids. The record is from RefSeq and is a predicted model, not a curated record. Gene Ontology annotation, biological process: mitotic cell cycle; microtubule cytoskeleton organization. The transcript is spliced from 3 exons.